Molecule: messenger RNA, 741 nt
Organism: Nematolebias whitei (Rio pearlfish)
Lineage: Eukaryota; Metazoa; Chordata; Actinopteri; Cyprinodontiformes; Rivulidae
Product: malate dehydrogenase, cytoplasmic
Biological process (GO): oxaloacetate metabolic process; tricarboxylic acid cycle; malate metabolic process
Cellular component (GO): mitochondrion; cytosol
Molecular function (GO): L-malate dehydrogenase (NAD+) activity
Source: RefSeq, a predicted model, not a curated record
UUAAAUAGGAGCGACCACGGGUGUCAAACAGAAGUGGGGGUGGACAGCCUGAGCUGUUCUGUGAAGAUGUCUGAGCCUAUUAGAGUUCUGGUGACUGGUGCUGCAGGGCAGAUUGCCUAUUCCCUGUUGUUAAGCAUUGCCAAGGGAGAUGUUUUUGGCAACGAUCAGUCAGUCUUCUUGCUCCUUUUGGACAUUGCGCCCAUGUUGCCGGUUCUGGAAGGUGUUGUCAUGGAAUUGCAGGACUGUGCCCUCCCACUUCUGAAAGAGAUUAUUCCCACAGACAAGGAGGAGGUGGCCUUCAAGGACCUGGAUGUGGCCAUCCUGGUAGGGUCAAUGCCCAGGAAGGAGGGGAUGGAGAGAAAGGACCUGCUCAAAGCCAAUGUGGCCAUCUUUGAAAGCCAGGGAGUUGCCUUGGAGAAAUAUGCCAAGAAGACUGUCAAAGUGCUGGUUGUGGGAAACCCUGCUAAUACCAACUGUCUGGUUGCAGCCAAGUCUGCUCCCUCUAUCCCCAAAGAGAACUUCUCCUGCCUCACCCGUCUGGACCACAACCGGGCUCGCUCUCAGGUGGCAAUGCGCUGUGGUGUUCCUGCCACUCAUGUGAAGAACGUUAUUAUCUGGGGCAACCACUCAUCCACUCAAUACCCAGAUGUGUACCACUGUAGGGUCAACAUGUCUGGCGGUGAGCUCGCCUGCUUUGAUGCAGUCAAGGAUGAUGCUUGGCUCCAAGGAGAGUUCAUAGCU